GCUGCUGCACAAGAGAGGAGAUUUGUUCACCUGUCCUCCCACCGAUGCCCUGGCGCACUGCAUCAGUGAAGACUGCCGCAUGGGAGCAGGGAUCGCUGUGCAAUUCAAGAAGACAUUUGGUGGAGUAGAUGAGCUUCUGGCACAGAAGAAGCAACCUGGGCAGUGUGCUGCCCUUAGAAUAUCUGACCGUUUUGUGUACUACCUGGUCACAAAGAAAAAGUACAACCAAAAACCCACCUAUGACAAUCUCAGAAAGGGCCUCGUGUCUAUGAGGGAACACUGCUUGGCCAAUGGCGUUAACAGUAUAUCCAUGCCUCGGAUUGGCUGUGGUCUGGAUAAACUGAAAUGGGAAAAUGUGUCUUCCAUUAUCACAGAAGUCUUCCAGGACACAAAAAUCUCCAUCACUGUGUACACAAUCUAGACCACAGCAGGUCUGAAGCUCACAUUAUUUCUUAGCCGUUCUUGAAGAAUGGUUGUAGGGUGGCCUUUUUUCCAAUGGAAUUUCACAGUGUACUGUAUGGUGUGUAGGGUGUUCAGUAGUCUUGUUCUGGGAAACAUAAGCUCCUAGGACUGUUCCAGUUAUAUACACUAAGAAUAUGUAGGGGUUCGAUUCCAUUGUUCUUCCACCCUCCUGUUGCAUCUCUAAAUUGUAUGGAUGUUCUUUUCACCACUAGAGGGUCAUUGGAUUGUUUGAUAAAUUAUGCUUUACAGUUCAUAUUUUUCCAGUAAUUAUCACUAUAUUAAAUGUACCUCUAAUAUUAAUGCACUAUAAAUGUCCCAUAAAUAAUAAUUCCACUAUUAUUCUGAUAUCCUUAUUUUCCAAUUUUUUUCUUCAGUACAUUGGUUCUCAGCUGUGUUCCUGGAGACGUUUAAAAGCUGUGUCUCAUUUCCAAAGCAGCACCCUCCAAAGGUUGCAUUAGUCAGCCUCAUACGUCACAGAACCUCUCUCAUUUCAGAAAAGCAACCAUUAUAAAAUUCACUGUUAGUCCUCACGAGGCAUAAUUAGUCAUUUCUGUCUUUAGAAUAUAAUGGUCGACAGAUAAGGCCGACAAAUGCGACCUCUGGAGGGUGCAGCCUUUGAAAUGAGACACAGCGAAAAUGUGCAGUUUAGGGGGGACUCCAGGAACACAGUUUUGAUCCACUGCAUAAGUGCAUAUAAAUAUCAUCGAAAAGUGUCACACCGUCAUACUGCUGUCUUUAAGUUGUGCUAAUUGUGCAAUUGUGCUAAUUGACUCGUGUUUAUUGUUUUACAUACAGGGAGACUGUUCAC
Molecule: messenger RNA, 1270 nt
Organism: Sinocyclocheilus rhinocerous
Lineage: Eukaryota; Metazoa; Chordata; Actinopteri; Cypriniformes; Cyprinidae
Product: O-acetyl-ADP-ribose deacetylase 1-like
Exons: 4
Coding region: 80-421 (113 amino acids)
Biological process (GO): peptidyl-glutamate ADP-deribosylation
Source: RefSeq, a predicted model, not a curated record